CUGCUGGUUUAAUUUUCUUAGAAAUCUACAAAAUUUAUUCAUGAAUUUAGUGUUUGAUGAGUGGAUAUAUGAUAGAAUUAUGGUGUCUCCAAAGGGGUCUCAGUUUCCACCUCUGGCUACACAAGGGUCUGUUUACAAUCUCACAUUUGAUGAGGUUCAGAGCCAGCUGGGUAACAUAGGAAAGCCUUUGAACUCCAUGAAUUUGAAUGAGUUAGUCAAAAAUAUGGUUUCGGUUGAUGAAGGUAAUCAUCAUCAUCAGCUCCCGCAAAACCCUUCUUCUUCUUCUUCAUCAUCGUCUCCACCCGCUUCAUGCUUGCUUGGAAAUUUUAAUUUGAAUGGAAGAUUGAGCAAGAAAACCGUUGAUGAAGUUUGGAAAGAAAUUGUCCACCAUGACCAACAUGUCAAUAACGAAGUGGAUAAUCAUUAUAAUAAUAAUAACCAGACGGUGCAACAAAUGAUGACUCUUGGAGAAACAACACUAGAAGAUUUUCUACUGCGUGCUGGUGUUAUUAAUCAUCCUCAGCAGCCACUUAUGGCAUUUGAUCCGAUGGUUGUGAUGUCGACACAGCAGACUGAUUGGUUGCAUUUCCAAAUGCAUCAGCAGCAACAACAAAUGAGUGUGAUGGAUGCAGAUUUUAAUGUUUCUGAAUCGGCUUACGAGAACCCUUCAGUUGUGGAUAUAGGAUACUCAGAGAAUCAUCAUCAAAUGGCCAUGAGUAUGACAAUGCCUGUAGCUGCAAUACCAGCGACGCCUUCGGAUUCUAAAAUGGCGGGCGAGAAGAAGCGAGGGUAUUCGGAUGAGAUGAUGGAAAAGACCAUUGAGAGGAGACAGAAGAGAAUGAUCAAGAACCGCGAGUCAGCCGCAAGGUCAAGAGCAAGGAAACAGGCAUACACCAAUCAGUUGGAGCUUGAAGUGUUUCAGUUGAGGAAAACAAAUAGUUGGCUCAAAAAGCAAAAGGAAGUGGAGAUGCUCUUGUCGUCGCACCCGACGUCCAUGCCCAAGUAUCAAUUGCGACGUACCAGCUCAAUUUAAUUCUAGAAUCUGUUCAUAUUUGCACUUACAGUUUUUAUCUAAUUAGAAUUUAUUUUGUUUAUUCAUUCGGUAGAUGAGCAAAAAAUUUUGACAUGAGUUUUGAGCUUUUAUUUUAUAUUCUUUU
Pistacia vera is the source of this 1157-nucleotide messenger RNA. Its product is annotated as ABSCISIC ACID-INSENSITIVE 5-like protein 3. The coding region runs from base 41 to 1033 and encodes 330 amino acids. Lineage: Eukaryota; Viridiplantae; Streptophyta; Magnoliopsida; Sapindales; Anacardiaceae. Gene Ontology annotation, cellular component: nucleus. The transcript has 3 exons. Gene Ontology annotation, biological process: positive regulation of DNA-templated transcription. Gene Ontology annotation, molecular function: DNA-binding transcription factor activity. The record is from RefSeq and is a predicted model, not a curated record.